AGGCAGUCACGUCGGUGUUCGAGAGACCAGAACUUGCAGACAAACGGGUUGCACUGUGCCUUUCGUAGGGUUGCCUGCUGGCCAUUGCUUGCGCACCGCCCCUUGAGAGCCAUGAGCCGCACCGUUGCGACUUGCGGACUGCUGCUUGUCUGCCUGGUGAUGAUCGCCCACUGCCAGACGUUCCAGUACAGCCGAGGCUGGACCAACGGCAAGCGAAGGGACGGGCCCAUCGUGGCCGGUCCAAGCCGAAUCACAGCCGAUCACCGCUUGUUGGAAGAAUUCCUUUCCAAAUUUGCCCCGAAGGAUCGAGUGGUUCUGGAACGACUCGGCCACCUGUUUAGAACCCUGGACCGCAAUGAGGAUGAACAAGAAUGUACACUGAGAAGAGGCAGCAGCACAGGUUCCUAGAGGAGAGAAACGAAACGGCGGGAAUUACAACUUUGUACUUUGAUGAUUCGCUGCUUGCAUUUGCCAUGCCUGUCAUAUCAUUCACGCGUAAUAAACAACGACCGAUUCACGA
Messenger RNA from Rhipicephalus sanguineus (brown dog tick), 520 nucleotides. Its product is annotated as pro-corazonin. The transcript has 4 exons. The record is from RefSeq and is a predicted model, not a curated record. Gene Ontology annotation, molecular function: corazonin receptor binding. NCBI's taxonomy places the organism in Eukaryota, Metazoa, Arthropoda, Arachnida, Ixodida, Ixodidae. Gene Ontology annotation, biological process: positive regulation of heart contraction. Bases 112 to 408 code for a protein of 98 amino acids.